CCCCGCUCCGUCACUGCUCGGCGCCGGGGGCCGCCAUGGCCUCGGUGGUGUCCGCAGGCCGAGGGGCCGCCGAGGAGCCGCCGCCGGCCGAGCCGCCCACCGAGCAGAAACCGCCGCCCGCCCCGCCGGCAGCAGCGCAGGAGGAGUUCUCCUUCCUGCCGCUCGUCCACGACAUCAUCAAAUGCAUGGACAAGGAUAGCCAGGAUGUUCACCAGGUGCUGAACGAGCUCAAGAACAAGUUCCAGGAGAUGAGGAAGCUGAUCAGCGCCAUGCCUGGCAUCGGUGUGAGCCCAGAGCAGCAGCAGCAGCAGCUGCAGAGCCUGCGGGAGCAGGUCCGGACCAAGAACGAACUGCUGCAGAAGUACAAGAGCCUCUGCAUGUUCGAAAUCCCUAAGGAAUAGGAAGGGAGCAGCUCUGCAGUCUGAGGCUGGGAUGCCUCUUCUCCUGGCUGGAAAGGAGAGGUUUACUUUGUGGGGCUUUUUUUUGUCACGUUCCUGUGACGUUGUGGCUGUGUGGGUCACAGGCAUGUGACACUGAACCAGAACCGUUCGUGUGUCCUUCACAUGCGAUGGUUACAGCAGUGCCUUUGCUUUGAUCUGCUGUAGGACUGCGUGCAUUUAUACAUGCAGCUCUUGGGGUUGGCUGUAUUUUUUUCAUUCAAGCAAGCAGAACACAGUAGGUUUUCUCAAAAGAGAAGGUGGCAGUGCCUGCUGGUUCAGUUCAACAGGGAAAAAAAGGAGGCAUUUUCUAUAUUUUUUCUUUCUCAAUCCUGAAAUGACAAACAUUGAAAGGGAGCAAAGGGAAGCAGAGCUGUUCGGCCUGGAAAGCCUGUUUGUUGGGAAGGGUCUCUGGGGUGCUUUGCAGCCAGUGUGUUGGAAGAGGAACGGUUGCUUUCUGUUGCUUUUGUGUUUUUCUCUCUGUUUUUAAACUGGUCGUUGUGCUUGAGAUGAGUCAAGUAAAGGUUAGAAACUCCAAACUGC
Coturnix japonica (Japanese quail) is the source of this 980-nucleotide messenger RNA. It is a transcript of the gene MED9, whose product is annotated as mediator complex subunit 9. NCBI's taxonomy places the organism in Eukaryota, Metazoa, Chordata, Aves, Galliformes, Phasianidae. Gene Ontology annotation, cellular component: mediator complex. Gene Ontology annotation, biological process: regulation of transcription by RNA polymerase II. The record is from RefSeq and is a predicted model, not a curated record. Gene Ontology annotation, molecular function: transcription coregulator activity.